AUGUUGGUGCUUCCUCUGGCUGCCGCGCAGUGCUCGGGCGUGUCCAAGACCAGCAACCAGAAGCUGGCCUCGGGAUACACGUCGAGUGUCUUGGUUACGGGUCUGCGCACGCCGCGCGGCAUCGCCAUGGACCCGGCGGGCAACCUCCUGGUCGCCGAGCAGCAGGGCGGCACCGUGCGGCGGCUGACCCUUAAGGACCAGGGCAGCACCGUCUGCGUCGACACCAACAAGGUCCUGAUCUCGGAAAGCACCAGCAACCACGGCGUGGCCGUCGCGGCCGACGGCAAGACCAUCUUCGUGUCCAACCUGCAGAAGGUGACGGCGUACCCGUACGACGCCGCCGCCGGCACGGUAGGGACGGGCAAGACGGUCAUCACCAACAUGCAGAACAACGGGCCGCACCCGACGCGGGCGCUGAUGACGUCCAAGUUCAGCCCGGACACGCUGCUCGUGGCCAUCGGGUCGGCGGCCAACGUGGACACGGCGGCGACGGCGCAGACGGCCGGGCGCAGCAUGAUCAAGGCGUUCAGCAUCAGCAAGAUCAGCGCCGCGUCGGUGGCGUACGCGACCGGCGGCGAGGUGCUGGGCUGGGGACUGCGCAACAUCGUCGGCAUGGGCGAGCACCCCGUCAGCGGCGGCGUGUGGUCGGUCGAGAACUCCAUGGACGACAUCCGGCUCGGCGGCAAGGACGUGCACAACGAGAACCCGGCCGAGAAGGCCAACUUCCACGGCGCGCUCAACGACACGGCCAACAAGCUGCGCGGCGCCAAUUACGGCUACCCGGGGUGCGUGGCGGCGUGGGACACGGGCUUGCUCGGCCAGAGCGCGCUGGCCGUCGGCAGCCUGUUCUCGCCCGACGGCGUGCCCAAGGCCAGCGACUGCGCGACGCGCCAGCAGGCCCGCAUCCACUUCCCGUCGCACACGGCGCCGCUCGACAUCAAGUGGACGCCCGACGGGGCCGCGGCGUACGUCAGCUUCCACGGCUCGUGGGACCGCAGCCCGCCCGACGGCUACCGCGUCAUGAAGGUCGCCUUUGGGCCCGACGGCCAGCCCGUCGCGCCGCUCACCAGCCGCUCCGCCGCCACCACCGUCAUGGAGAACCCCAGCACCGGCUCGUGCCCCAACGGCUGCUUCCGCCCCGUCGGCCUGGCGUUCGAUGCCAAGCGCCGCCUGUUUGUGUCGAGCGACAGUACGGGCGAGAUCCACGUUAUUUACGGCGCCUAG
Lasiosphaeria miniovina is the source of this 1224-nucleotide messenger RNA. RefSeq names its product soluble quino protein glucose/sorbosone dehydrogenase. Lineage: Eukaryota; Fungi; Ascomycota; Sordariomycetes; Sordariales; Lasiosphaeriaceae. Bases 1 to 1224 code for a protein of 407 amino acids. The transcript is spliced from 2 exons. The record is from RefSeq and is a predicted model, not a curated record.